Messenger RNA from Branchiostoma floridae (Florida lancelet), 1887 nucleotides. RefSeq names its product mortality factor 4-like protein 1. The record is from RefSeq and is a predicted model, not a curated record. The coding region runs from base 91 to 1149 and encodes 352 amino acids. Gene Ontology annotation, cellular component: NuA4 histone acetyltransferase complex; nucleus. The transcript has 12 exons. Gene Ontology annotation, biological process: chromatin organization; regulation of DNA-templated transcription. NCBI's taxonomy places the organism in Eukaryota, Metazoa, Chordata, Leptocardii, Amphioxiformes, Branchiostomatidae.
AAGCUGCAGUACCGACACUCUUUAUUAGGGAGCGCUUUUGUACCGUCCAGUCCCUGCAGCCCAAUCAGCACGUGAUCACUGAGAAGCAAAAUGGCGCCACCGAAGGCGAAAUUUCAGGAAACAAAAGCCCGUCCAGGUGCGGAAGGAAGGACGCAGGAGAGAACCCCGCAGUCUGUGGGAAAAUAUACAAUAGAUGAGAAGGUACUGUGUUUCCACGGCCCACUGCUGUACGAGGCCAAGGUACUGGAGGUACAACAACCUUCCAAAGGUCAGGCCAAGGAUAAACAAGUCCGAUACUUCAUCCACUACAGCGGCUGGAACAAGAACUGGGAUGAGUGGGUACCAGAGAGCCGUGUGCUGAAGUUCAGCGAUGCCAACCAGGGCAAACAGAAGGAACUCCGAGAAGCACAGGCAAAAGUUAAGAAACAGUCCAAAGUGAAGCCGAGGGGUCAGGGCCCGCCUGAGGGGGGUGAGAAGGGGGACGGGAGCCGGUCUUCCACGCCAUCUGUGGAGAAACAACAGGCGAAGAGAGGUGAGGCUGCUGAACAGACUCCCAUCACAGAACCUCCCAGGAAGAAGAGAGUGCGAGCUGACCCCACAGUAGAGGCAGAGGAAACCUUCAUGACCAGAGUAGAGAUAAAAGUGAAGAUUCCCGAUGAGCUGAAGCCGUGGCUGGUGGAUGACUGGGACCUCAUCACCAGGCAGAAACAGGUAAAGUUGUUCCAUCUGCCUGCCAAGACCAAUGUGGAGAAGAUCCUGGAUGACUAUCUGCAACAGAAGAAGUCCAAGGGACUCUCUCCUAACCAGGAGAGUGCUAUACUAGAAGUGACGGCAGGAAUCAAGGAAUACUUCAAUGUCAUGCUGGGCACACAACUCCUCUACAAGUUUGAGAGACCACAGUAUGCAGAGAUCCUGGCAGACCACCCUGACACACCUAUGGCUCAGAUAUACGGUGCACCCCACUUACUUAGACUGUUUGUGAAACUAGGGAGCAUGCUGGCCUACACACCUCUGGAUGAGAAGAGUGUACAACUACUCCUCACACAUCUACAUGACUUCUUAAAAUACCUCCAGCGGAAUUCUUCGUCUCUCUUCAACGUGGCUGACUACGAGGUGGCACCUCCCGAGUACCACAGAAAGGCUGUUUAGAACCGGAUAGUUAAUAUCUAUACAUACAAAUGUAUUUACUUUGGACUGGCAGAACCACUUAUGUGUAGGUACAUUGUACAUCAGACAGCAAGGAAGAUGUAAAGACUUAAAACUGACACUGGGUAGUCAGUGAGAUCAUGUCAUUUUUGUUUCACUUAAAAAAUAUUUUCAGUGAACGUGAAAUAACUUUGUUUAACGUAAAUGUUUUACUGAGUUCACCACUUCUGUGUAUAUCGGUCAACAAGGAAGAUGUCAAGACUAUAAACUGACAGACUGGGUAGUCAGGGAGAUCAUGUCAUCUUUGUUUAAGUUUGAAUAAGUUUAUAUAACAUAAAUGUUUCCUGACAAGUUCUCCAUUUUGCUCCUACAUACCGCAUACCCAUAGGAGCUGCAGUACUGGAGUAUUCUGAUAGGAGAAAGUGUUUAGAUGACAUGUCUUAAGCCCUUAUAAAGUCAUGCGACACAUCUACCACUGUAAAACUAUGAGCAAGAUAGCAGUUGAAACAUCUCAAAUAGAGUAAACUUAUUACCUUACUACUAAUAUUGAUAUGUGGACUUGAAUGAAUAUGUUAGAAUUUUAUGACUGCAGUUCAUAUGAUUAUGGCUAUUCCAUUCUAUGACAUGGAUGCUUGCAGAACUUGAAAUAGAAUGGAAGAAAAAGGUUACAAAUGUCUUUGUACAAUGGAUGAUGAACGUUUUGUAAAGAAGAAAUAAAGUCAACAUUAUAUGGAACCUUUU